Messenger RNA from Sphenostylis stenocarpa, 606 nucleotides. The record is from the annotation of a GenBank genome assembly. NCBI's taxonomy places the organism in Eukaryota, Viridiplantae, Streptophyta, Magnoliopsida, Fabales, Fabaceae.
AUGAGAAAAAAGGGGGUGGGAAAAGAAAAGGCCAGUACCUGUGUUGUGAAGCCCAAGAAAAACUAUGGGGCGGGCCUUGAAAUCGAAGUGCUAUUGGCACUGAAAUUUUCUCAACCGUUGGAUGGGAAUCAACCAAGCUCAAAGAUGGUGGUGAAGAUUCGAUUGGCAAGGCUCGGCUGCAGGAACCACCCAUUCUAUCGUGUGGUUGCCACUGACAGCAAAACACCAAGAGAUGGCAAGCAACUUGAAGUUUUGGGCUUCUACAAUCCUAUCUCAGGCAAGGAUGAAGAAAAUAUGCGUCUCAAACUAGAAAGAGUGAAGUAUUGGCUUUCUGUUGGAGCUCAGCCUACAGAAUCUGUCGAGUAUCUUCUAUUUCGAGCUGGUCUAGGACGUGAAGGUGGACCAUCUGAGAAAUUCUCUUUUGCUGCUCUUAACCAAGAGCAACCAACCGAAGCUGAUGACAGUAAAGAUAAUGGUACAUCUCCAGAAGCUAUAUUUUCUAUUGGCCUACAAUUUGCAAGAUGGUUUGAUGUAAGGAGCGUUUAUCCUGUUCUGCAUUAUGUACUUGCCAUACUUGCUAGAGACAUCUUCUGCCACUCUUCAUAG